This is a messenger RNA of Carassius auratus (goldfish), 2188 nucleotides long. RefSeq names its product putative adenosylhomocysteinase 3. The record is from RefSeq and is a predicted model, not a curated record. Gene Ontology annotation, biological process: L-methionine cycle. NCBI's taxonomy places the organism in Eukaryota, Metazoa, Chordata, Actinopteri, Cypriniformes, Cyprinidae. The coding region runs from base 49 to 1815 and encodes 588 amino acids. The transcript is spliced from 17 exons. Gene Ontology annotation, cellular component: cytosol.
UUCUCUCUGUGUCGAAAAAAAAAAAAAAGCACCGUGCGGUUCACAGCGAUGUCAGUCCAGGCUGUGGCAGCGAAAAUGGCUGAGGUCGAAUUAAAAGACGUGGCCGGUAAAGACGCUUCCCCCGCCAUAUCUCCGCUGACACCGAAGGCAGAGGAGAAGAAGAGUGAAAAUAACUCAAGUUCGUCGACAGCAGCGGCGUUGGAGCCGAGCCCGGUGACCACCGCUCCGAACCCCGUGAAGAUGCCGCAGGCGUCCGCGAUGAAGCGGUCGGAUCCGCAGCAGAACGGCGGCGAGGCGUUUAUCAACUGCGACGGCACCGUGGCCGAGGCACCGCGAAUGAAAAAGAUCCAGUUUGCAGACCAGAAGCUGGAGUUCAACAAACGUCCCACCAAGAUCGGCCGCAGGUCUUUGUCUCGCUCCAUCUCACAGUCUUCUACAGACAGUUACAGCUCAGCUGCCUCAUACACUGACAGCUCCGAUGAUGAAACCUCUCCCCGUGACAAACAGCAGAAGAACUCGAAGGGCAAUGCAGACUUCUGCAUCAAGAACAUCAAGCAGGCCGACUUCGGACGCAGGGAGAUUGAGAUUGCCGAGCAAGAGAUGCCUGCUCUCAUGGCUUUGAGGAAGAGAGCCCAGGGAGAGAAGCCAUUGGCUGGAGCCAAAAUUGUGGGUUGCACCCACAUCACUGCUCAGACUGCUGUGUUGAUGGAGACCCUCUCUGCUCUGGGCGCUCAGUGCAGGUGGGCCGCCUGUAACAUCUACUCCACUCAAAACGAGGUAGCAGCCGCUCUGGCCGAGGGAGGUUUCUCAGUGUUUGCCUGGAAGGGCGAAUCGGAGGAUGAUUUCUGGUGGUGUAUCGAUCGCUGUGUUAACGUGGAAGGCUGGCAGCCCAACAUGAUUUUAGAUGAUGGAGGAGAUUUGACUCACUGGAUCUAUAAGAAAUAUCCCAACAUGUUCAAAAAGAUCAAAGGCAUCGUAGAGGAGAGCGUGACUGGAGUUCACAGGCUUUACCAGCUGUCAAAGGCUGGUAAGUUGUGUGUUCCCGCAAUGAAUGUUAACGAUUCAGUGACCAAGCAGAAGUUUGACAACCUCUACUGCUGCCGGGAGUCCAUCUUGGAUGGUCUAAAGAGGACCACAGAUGUGAUGUUUGGAGGGAAGCAGGUGGUGGUGUGUGGAUAUGGAGAGGUUGGAAAAGGCUGCAGUGCUGCUCUCAAAGCGAUGGGCUCCAUCGUCUACGUCACUGAGAUCGACCCCAUCUGUGCCCUACAGGCCUGCAUGGAUGGCUUCAGGCUGGUAAAACUGAACGAAGUCAUCCGACAAGUCGACAUUGUCAUCACCUGCACAGGCAAUAAAAACGUGGUAGUACGAGAGUACAUGGAUCGCAUGAAGAACGGCUGUAUUGUCUGCAACAUGGGCCACUCCAACACUGAGAUCGAUGUGGCCAGUCUGCGAACCCCUGAACUGACCUGGGAGCGGGUGAGGUCACAGGUGGAUCAUGUGAUCUGGCCGGAUGGAAAGAGAAUAGUUCUGCUGGCAGAGGGUCGCCUCCUAAACCUGAGCUGCUCCACUGUUCCUACCUUUGUGCUGUCCAUCACUGCUACUACCCAGGCACUGGCUCUGAUAGAGCUGUACAAUGCUCCAGAAGGCCGCUACAAACAGGACGUCUACCUGCUGCCUAAAAAAAUGGAUGAGUACGUGGCCAGCCUUCAUCUCCCUACUUUUGAUGCACAUUUGACUGAACUGUCUGAUGAACAGGCCAAAUACCUCGGCCUGAACAAGAACGGACCCUUUAAGCCAAACUACUACAGGUACUAGACCCAUUCCCCGGUGGGAAACGAAGACUAAAGAAAUUACCAAGACUCCAUAAUUUCAUACAGACUAAGAGCUGUGUGUCACAGCCUGCAUUUGGAGGGGAGGGAGAAGCCCUGAUCUGAUUGGUUGGGUGUGAAGGGCGUGGCUAAUUAUCGCUACGGCAGUGUUUAUUUAUUUUAUGCUAGAAUAACAUAGCUAACCUUUUAUGAGCUGCUACUGCCAGUGGCGAACCUAGCAACGUUUCCAUGGAAAUUUCGCCAUUUCAUCUUUUCUUAGCUUCAUAUGUUAGUUGUACGUAAUCCAUUUAGAGAUCUUUUAUUGUUUAAUUAAAGUUCCGGUAAAGAUGAAAAAAACAAUGUCCAAUCAUACCUGAUGA